This is a messenger RNA of Linum tenue, 2610 nucleotides long. Lineage: Eukaryota; Viridiplantae; Streptophyta; Magnoliopsida; Malpighiales; Linaceae. The record is from the annotation of a GenBank genome assembly.
GCGCGAGGCUGCCCGACGGAUCCCUCCAGUUUUCUUCCUUGUCCUCUUUCUCUCGCAUCAAUAUCUGCUGUCACCUUCUUCACCUAACCCCUCUCCUCUCCGCUCCCUGCUCAGCCACCAACUCCAAUCACAAGGCACCCCUGAAAUCCCCUCCCACCGAAAAAAGAAAAAGAAAAAAACCCGUUACUCUCUCGCGUCCAAGGCUGCCUUCCUUCCUCCUUCGAUUCCUCCUUCGUCCGAGACUAGGAUGGAGGCCGAACUUUUGCCUAGAGCUUACUUUGCACCUGGAAUUGCAGCUGCUCCGACUACAGAUGCCUUCAAGUUCUCCAGCCCACUUUGCUGCCGUCUUUCUCUGAGAACACGAGCGGUUUCAGUGUCCUCUUCAAGUCCUGCCAAGCAUCGCAUUUUCUGUGCCAACUCCUCCGCUGGUUUGGAGAAGAAGGAAAGGGUGGACGAAAGUGACACUCUGACACUAGAAAGCGUAAGGCUUUCCUUGAUUCGGCAAGAAGACAGUAUAAUAUACAACCUUUUGGAGAGAUCCCAAUACUGUUACAAUGCCGAUACCUAUAAUCCGGAUGUUUUUUCCAUGAAUGAUUUUCACGGUUCUCUAGUUGAAUACAUCCUUAAAGAAACUGAAAAGCUUCAUGCCAAGGUAGGCAGAUACAAAAGUCCCGAUGAAUAUCCUUUCUUCCCAAAUGAUUUACCUGAACCAUUGUUGCCACCAAUGCAAUAUCCCAAGGUAUUGCAUAAAGUUGCUGAAUCAAUUAAUAUUAACGACACAGUAUGGAACAUGUACUUUAAAGAUCUACUUCCGAGAUUGGUCAAGCUAGGAAAUGAUGGAAAUUGUGGUUCCUCAGCAGUAUGUGACACAAUCUGCCUCCAGGCUCUUUCUAAAAGAAUUCAUUAUGGGAAAUUUGUAGCUGAGUCCAAAUUUCGAGCAAACCCAAGUGACUAUAAAACUGCUAUUGAAGUGCAAGACAGAGAAGGAUUGAUGGCUUUGUUAACAUACCCAGAAGUGGAGGAAAGAGUAAAGGAGAGGGUCGAGCUGAAAGCCAGGACCUUUGCUCUAGAAGUGACAAUGAAAGAAGGCAAAGUUGAAUCUGAAACAGUAUACAAGAUUGAACCAGACUUGGUUGCUGAUCUCUAUGGGAGAUGGAUCAUGCCACUCACAAAGGAAGUCCAAGUUGAGUACUUAUUGAGAAGGUUGGAUUAGGAUGUGAAACCAAGUUUGUUUCUGAAUGUUUUCCACGGUAGGUGAGAUUUUAUAGUAUUCCAAUGUAAAGAUUGAACGAGCAGGAAUUACUGGAUCUGGAAAUUGGGAAGAAACCCUAUAUGCUAUGAAAAUGCAGAUAUUGGUUUUCAUGAAUGAUAUCCAAUAGACGAGGUUCUUCUUUCCUCUUUAGGUCUUUGAUUUUCGAUUGAUAAGUAUGUGUGAGGAUGCAAUGAAGAUUAUUUCAUGAAUGGUAUUCGAUAGAUGAGACUCUUUCUUUCCCCUUUUUGUCAUUUGAGAUAUUAAUUGGGAUCAAUAUGCGUUGUAUCAGUUGGAUGCAGAAGAGCGUUCUCAAGUCAGACAGAGACAGAGAGAGGGCAGGAACAGCAAUGGAGAAGAGGCUGCUGACAUUGGCGGCGGUGCUAUUCGCCCUGGUCGCGGUGGUGCCGGAAGUUUCUGCUACGAGAUGGACUGUUGGAUCGAAAAUGGGGUGGACUACUAAUGUCAACUACACUAUCUGGGCUCAGAAUAUCACGUUCUACAAUGGCGACUGGCUCUUUUUUGUGUACGACAGGAACCAGAUGAACGUGCUGGAGGUGAACAAGACUGACUAUGAGAGCUGCAAUGCCGACCACCCGCUCAAGAACUGGACCAGAGGUGCUGGGAGAGAUGUGGUUCCACUCAACGUGACUCGCCACUACUACUUCAUCAGCGGGAAAGGGUUCUGCUAUGGAGGCAUGAAGCUCGCUGUUCGUGUCGAGAACCCGCCUCCUCCACCAAAGGCCUCACCCGUCAAGAGCGAUGCUCAUUCCUCAAUUCUCAACCGGCCCUAUGUUCUGCCUGCUGUUUUCGCCAUUGGGGCGAUGUGGGAUGCUUUUGUCCACCUCUGGUAGUGAAGUAAAUUUGUUCUUCUUUCCUAGCCAGUACUACCUACAUUGAGGAUGUAACAACACAACCACCACCACCAUCACUGAUGAAAUGGCAUUGGUGGUUAAAUUUGAGCACUUCUCUCUGCAUUAUUUAAUUUGUUUACUUCAACCUUCUUUUUGUUACUUAUCUGGGUGGUGCUGGGUCUAGUGUUUAUUUAUGGUGUCCACUGACGUGAAAAGCUGGAUCAUUGUUUUGUUGAUGUUCUAGUUGAGCUUUCUGGUCUGCUGUGUGCUUUGUAUGACAACUUCAUCCAGCAGAUGAUAGGAAGCUAAUGAUCUGGUGUUUGUGAACUAUUGUUGGGUUGUCGCUUGAAUACAGGGGAACUCUGGUUUGGCCGUUGAGGUAUCAACAUUGAUUUGCCGUUGUAGUAGGGUUCUUGUUGAUUACGAUUUACGGUGGUGUGUCUGAAAUUUGCUUGCAUGAGAGGUUCUUGAAUGAUCAUGGGUGUGACUAUAGCGAAGGGAUCAGAG